AUGUGGGAUUUAGGGAAUCUUUGGGCUGAAGUUAGCAAGAACACAUCAAUGGCUGCUGGUUCUUCAUCUUCAAUGGUGGCUUCUCCUUCGUCGUAUCUAUCGGUUAUGAAUGAGAUUCAUGUUUUGCUAGUUGACCAUGACUCGGAUGGGCUUACUCACACCGCAAAAUUACUCGAAUCGUGUCAAUACCGAGUAACUCAUGUCGAAUAUGCUUCGUCCGCCAUAACAAUGCUGACAAACGGGAAGGUGAAAUACGACAUUGUCAUGGCUAACGUGAACUCGCCCGAUCUCCAUGGAUUCAAGCUUGUGCAGGAUGCAGCCAAGAUGAACAUACCGGUCAUUUUUAUGUCCAUUGAUGACAAUGCAUUCAUGGCAUUGAGAGCUGUCGAAUUCGGUGCGUUUCUCUAUAUGAAGAAACCGGCGACAAAGGAGAUGAUGAGUUUCCUAUGGCAAUACGUGACGAGGGAGAGGAUGAAGUUAAUGCCGCCAAAUAAUUUUAUUAAUAAUAAUAUUAAUAAUGUGCGGGGCGUGGAGAUUAGGGAAGUGGUGCAUCAUACCGACUACCAAAACCCUAAUAAUAAUAUCGUUUACGGCAACAACAUGAUGAUGAACAACAUGGUCGUGAUGAACGACAAAGGCAACGCCACGGCAAUCAUGGAUAUGCCCGGGAUAGUCAAUGGUGUUCUUGUCGAUAAUCAAGAUAUCUACGACUCGGAGGAACGUAUGUUGAUGAUUAGUAAUAAUAAUAGGGUUAAGCGAAAGGUGUGCACCGAGUGGACUCAGGAACUGCACGAAAAAUUUAUGGAAGCCGUUGAAGAACUUGGCGAUGGAAGGUGUUUCCCGAAAGAGAUUCUGGAGUUGAUGAAGGUACCUGGUCUUACAAGAAUGCAAGUGGCUAGCCAUCUUCAGAAAUGUCGUAACGACAACUGGCGGUCGCCGCAGCAGCGAAAGGCCAGCCUGGCAGUGCAGGCGGUGUCGACCGAUAGCGGCGGGACAGGGUACAAGCCGAGGAGAUUCGGAUCCAUGCCCAAAUUGGGCAAAACGGGCGUGGCUCCGUCGUCGCACCGGAUGAUCCAGGACGGUGGGCCGCAUGGCUCCAAAACCCUAGCCGAGAGCGAGAUCGUUAUUGAGAGCCAAGUCGAGAACACGGUGAAUAUGGGGUCCGUUGUCAUGGCCGGUGACGGUACGCCACAUCAUCAUUACGGAGGGUCGUCGUCGGUCAACGCUGGAAGUGGUGGUGGUGUACCUGCACCGCCACCACCUGCAGGUGCAGGGAUGUUAAUAUACUCUACAAACCCUAGGCACCCAUCUGAUGACUUCUUCAGCUUUGACCAUGAUAUGGACUGCCUGAUUCAGAAUUUCGCGGGUAAUAAUUUGGCGGCUGGAUCCACACCGGUUAACGACGUGGCUGAUACGAGCGUGUACCAUUACGAGGACCCGGUUUAUAACCAGCAUCAUGAACAGAACUGUAACAACGUGGCGGCGGCGGUGAAUGUGGAGAGCGGAGGAGCGCAGUGGAAUUCGGAUACUUCCAACUUUGAGAGUGAUGAUUCAGGAAACAGGGGUAAUUAG
Erythranthe guttata (spotted monkey flower) is the source of this 1572-nucleotide messenger RNA. Its product is annotated as two-component response regulator ORR26-like. Gene Ontology annotation, biological process: phosphorelay signal transduction system; cytokinin-activated signaling pathway. Gene Ontology annotation, molecular function: DNA binding. Lineage: Eukaryota; Viridiplantae; Streptophyta; Magnoliopsida; Lamiales; Phrymaceae. The record is from RefSeq and is a predicted model, not a curated record.